Molecule: messenger RNA, 534 nt
Organism: Penicillium nucicola
Lineage: Eukaryota; Fungi; Ascomycota; Eurotiomycetes; Eurotiales; Aspergillaceae
Exons: 3
Source: RefSeq, a predicted model, not a curated record
ACUUGCACUAUGCUCAGGCUUACCUAUUUAUGCGUUGUUGCCACUGCAGCCCUCGCGACAGCAUCAUCCCCCACAGUGUACUUAAUUCGCCACGGAGAGAAACCGAGUGAUGGGGGAAAUGGCUUGAGUACCCAGGGGGUUGAACGUGCGCAGUGCCUGCGAUCCGUCUUUAGUAAAAGUUCGACAUAUGAUAUUGGCUAUAUAAUGGCACAAACGCCAAAGAGUGAUGGCAAGCGCGCUCGGCCAUAUGAUACAGUGGAACCACUGGCCGAGGACCUUGGUCUCACUGUUGACACCUCAUGUGAUCGAGAUGAUCCAGGGUGUGUUAAAGAUGUGAUCGAAGGAUACAAUGGAUCGGGCAAUAUUCUGAUAUGCUGGGAGCAUGACGCCUUGACAGAUAUUGUAGAGAAGCUUGGUGACAAAGACGCGCCGUCAUAUCCGGAUGAUAGCUAUAACAUUAUUUGGACUGAUCCUUCGCCUUAUUCUGACAUCAUCGCCGAAACCAGUGAAGACUGUCCUGGAUUAGAUAACUAA